Messenger RNA from Sitophilus oryzae (rice weevil), 1536 nucleotides. RefSeq lists its product as uncharacterized. Gene Ontology annotation, molecular function: DNA binding. Bases 1 to 1536 code for a protein of 511 amino acids. Gene Ontology annotation, cellular component: nucleus. The record is from RefSeq and is a predicted model, not a curated record. NCBI's taxonomy places the organism in Eukaryota, Metazoa, Arthropoda, Insecta, Coleoptera, Curculionidae. The transcript has a single exon.
AUGGCGGGAGAAGACUGGUUUUCUGGUUUCAUGUCAAGACACCGUGACUUAUCAAUAAGAGCCCCACAAGCAACCAGUUUAGCCAGGGCAACUAGCUUCAAUCAGGCAAAUGUUUCUGUAUUCUUUGAUAAUCUUGCCAAAGUGUUGGAUCGCGAUAUAUUUGAAGCAAAAGACAUUUACAACUUAGAUGAAACUGGCGUAACAACAGUCCAGAAACCUAAUCGAAUUGUGGCAAAAAGGGGCACGAAACAAGUGGGUGCAAUUACCUCACAAGAACGUGGUACACUCGUAACAGUUACGGUAGCAAUAAAUGCACUAGGCAAUUCGAUUCCGCCAAUGUUUAUAUUUCCUAGACUACGCUUUCAAGAGCAUUUUAUUCGUGAUGAUCCACCAGGGUGUGUUGGUGCUGGAAACGGGUCUGGAUGGAUGCAAGAUAAAGAGUUCGUCUUGUUUUUAAAACAUUUUCAAAAGCAUACAAAUUCGUCACAAACUCAUAAGGUUUUACUUACACUAGAUAACCAUUCAUCCCAUAUUAGUAUAGAUGCUCUGGACAUUUGUAAAACUAACGGAAUAGUAAUGCUUUCCUUUCCACCCCACUGCUCGCAUAAAUUGCAGCCCCUCGACCGAACAAUUUUCGGUCCUUUUAAAAAAGCAAUAAACUCUGCUUGUGAUGGUUGGAUUCGUAGUCACCCUGGCAAACCGAUGUCUAUAUAUGAUUUACCCGGAAUUGUCUCAAUAGCAUUGCCCUUAGCUCUAACACAAAGCAACAUUCAAGCUGGUUUCAAGUGCACAGGGAUAUAUCCAUUUAACAGGGAUAUUUUUUCCGAGACAAAUUUCUCUCCAUCUUUUGUCACCGACAGGUUGCCUCCAACUGAACCUCCAGCUAAACAUCCUAGUUUAGAUACAGGCAACAACUUGAAUCACACAGUUUCAACUUUGGAAGAAGAAAACCCUACUCCGUCAAUAUCUGUCAUCGAUAGAGAACCCCCAGCCAAGAUUCCCUCCACUAGUUUAAAUACAACUUUAGAUGAGUUUCAAAAUCCUAUCCCAUCGACUUCUCGAGGUCCACGAAAUUCUGACACUUUGGACAAAGUUACCACCCAAAAUGACACUUUUUCACCGGAAGCUAUUAGGCCUUUUGGGAAAGCUCCACCACGAAAGAUGCCAGCAAGAGGAAAGAAAAAAAGAAAGUCCACCGUGUACACCGAUACACCAGAAAAAGAUGAUAUAGAGAGGGAGAUAAACAAAAAAAUCCGUCAAAAGAAAAUAGAAAAAGUCAAACGGAAUAUAGGAACAGACGAAAAGAAAAAGAAGAUUCCGAAAAAAACGCCCGCGAUAAUAAGAAAGGAGUCAUCUAAAGAUUCUACCGACGAUGAGGAAGAUGCAUGUUUUUGUUUAGUGUGUGUGGAACCCUUUAAAAACAGCAAGCCGGGUGAAAAGUGGGUGCAAUGUAUGGACUGUAAAAUGUGGUCGCAUGAAGCAUGUAUAUCGCAAGAGUUUGCAUAUUUUAUUUGCCAUAAUUGUGAAAGCGAUUAA